Messenger RNA from Ambispora leptoticha, 300 nucleotides. The record is from the annotation of a GenBank genome assembly. NCBI's taxonomy places the organism in Eukaryota, Fungi, Glomeromycota, Glomeromycetes, Archaeosporales, Ambisporaceae.
AUGGUGAGAUUAGGCGAGUGUCUUCGUCGCGGUGACGGAACACUGAAAAAUGAAGUUAAAGCUUUUUAUUGGUGCAAUAAAGCAGCUGCGAUUGAUAAAAACAAUAAUAAGACAUUAGCGAAUUGUCUGAUCGCUGAUUUCUAUUCAAGUGGGAUUGGCAUUAAGAAAGACGUACACGAGGCAUUGAAAGUUUAUCAUAGUGUUGUGAAAACGGGACAACUUGAUGUUAAGAGAGAUCUAAAAGUAGCUCUUAAAAAAUCAAAACAUGAUACAUUUUCCUUCAUGCCAAUGCAGGAUUAG